Messenger RNA from Strongylus vulgaris, 1757 nucleotides. The record is from the annotation of a GenBank genome assembly. NCBI's taxonomy places the organism in Eukaryota, Metazoa, Nematoda, Chromadorea, Rhabditida, Strongylidae.
AUGGAAUCGACAUUCAGUGAUAUGACAGAAUCAGCAAUUGCCGAUGAAACACUAAAGGAGAUCGUUCCUGUGCAGCAAGAUGGUGGAGAUUAUAAAUUGGAGGAGACAUGCUUUGACAAAACUCAGUCAAACACUCCAAAAGCGAUUACUCCGGAAAGAUAUGAGGACCCAGUCCGUGUUUUCGUAGAUGCCAAAGCAUCACCAUUGGGUUCUGACGACGCAAGGGUAAACCAAGGUUCAAGCCUUGCCAACGAACUUAGGGAGCUGGGUGGGAAUUUAAGUUGUUCUCAGGAUAUCAAGGUGACGGCAUCAGUGAACGUGUCCGUUCUAGAAGAAGUUGAGACAGACAGCGCUUCCUUCUCUGAGAGUUCGAGAUAUUUUUCCUCUGCCUCUACUGCCGUCAGUGCAUCGGAUAGUCACACCGAUGCAGCGAAAUCUACACCGCCAAUGGACACUACCCAAUAUGGCGAUGUUAACAUGGAUAUCACUGCUUGCUCUGUAGCAGCUGAUGAUACCCUUGCAGUUAUCAAUACUCCCAUUGGAAUGAGAUCUCACCUUACAUCUGCCGCUGAGUAUGAAGCCAGUUUGCCUGCAGAAAACUCAUCGACGCCGACCAUCUUGACCACUUCUGGUGGUGACGGUAGCUUUGAUAUCGUCUGCAACGAGACGUUAUCUGCCUUCGAGAGAGUCAAGACGCUUUCUGUGCCUUCCAAGGAAUCCGAGGUAGCUAUUGCGCCAGAAAUUCCAGAAAACGAUUUCUCUCGAGAGAAAGCAGCUGGUGAAUCGAGUGCCCCGAUAGUGGAUAGACCCAAUGUUGUAUGUAGACGACCUACUAAUCCAUAUGCUACUGCGUCAUUAUCUCCAAUCGCUGACCUAUCCAGAAGCGAAAUCGGCUCUCGUGCUUCUACAGUUCGUCAAGCUGACUUUGGCUUCUCUCCUGUCAACUCUCAGAAUCGAAAAUAUAAUAUGAACGACUCAGAGAUUUCAUUUCUUAUGAAUGAAAAUAGGAUUUACGACAUGGCGCUACGCAAUGCGGUAGAAUCACCUGAAGAGCUUGAACGGUUAAGGAGUAAUAUCACGGAGCUGGAAAAAGCUAAAGCAGAACUGCAUGAGAAGCUUCGUAAUGUUGUUGGCGAAUUCAACGCUUAUAAAACCGAUAACAAUACAAGAAAUUCGGAGGUUGAUGAAAUCAAAAAGAAGUUGGCUGAAGUGACAAAGGCCAAGGAACACGCAGAGCGGACUGUGGCUGAUUAUGAGUUCAUUGUUGAAGAUUUGAAAAAGAGGCAUGCCAAACAGAAGGAAGAUCUCCAUGCUAAAGUAAUCAGCCUCGAAGAAGAUCUCGAAUCAUGCCGUGCACAACUUCGUUCUCAGACCGAAAUGACUUUCACAAGUUCUGGACUUGCUACUGAGUUGAAUUUGGUUAAAGAGCGCUUGCUAAUAUCAGAAGGCGCUCAGGGUGCCUCUGAGAAGCGUUGCGAAGACUUAGUUAAACAGUUGGAAGUCGCAGCGGAUAAGAACAUGGAUCUGUUAAAUCAGAUUGCUGAUGUCAACCAAAAAUCAGAGGCGCUUCAAAAAGAAAUAAACGAGUUACAACACAUUGUUCAAGAGAAAGAGAUGGUAAUUAGAAGAAAUGAGGAGGAAAGGGAAGCUAGCUAUCAGAAAAUGGAAGUUCAAUUGAAGGAAGCGAAAAGUGCAGUGGUAAUGACUUGUUGCACGUUUUUAUAUUCAGAUUAUGGUUACUCAGUUCUAAUUUGAUU